CUCUCUAUCUCUCUCUCUUUUGGGUUGAGUGACUCAGUUUGGGUCCAGUCUCCGUUUUCCGUGGUUGUUAGCCCUCACUACCUUCCACCAUUACGUCUCAAAGCAAAACGGACGUUUUAUCGCUCGCUUCUCGGACCCUCCAGAGGAAUAGAAUCGUCGCCGCAGUGGUUGGCAUCGUCAUGGUUUUGGCACUCAUCAUCGCGAUUCCCCUGCUGGUCCAAACUUCCAGAACCGAGGCGCACUACGAGAUGAUGGGCACCUGUCGGAUGAUCUGUGACCCGUAUAACCCCAAACCGAGCGCCACGGCUCUGGAGGUCAUGCAGGAGCUGAGCGCAGUCCCUUCUCCGACCUUUGUUCAAGGGACUAAAGGCGAGCCGGGUUGGCCGGGGAAUCCCGGGCCGAGGGGGCCGCCAGGCGAACCGGGGGUGCCGGGUCCGAGAGGGCCGCCGGGGGAUAGAGGAGAUUCUGAAAAGACGGGGCUUCCCAAAGCGGUGGGCACAGCGCGGACCGACACCAGUGAAGAUCUUGGCUCUGCUAUCAUCGGGGCAAAGAUAGCAUUUUAUGUGGGUCUAAAAAAUCCUCACGAGGGAUACGAAGUGUUAAGGUUCGACGACGUUGUCACAAACCUCGGGAACCAUUAUGACCCGGCAACCGGCAAGUUCACUUGCCAAGUGGCUGGGAUUUACUACUUCACCUAUCAUGUGUUGAUGCGCGGAGGAGACGGGACAAGCAUGUGGGCAGACUUAUGCAAAAACGGACAGGUUCGUGCCAGCGCAAUAGCGCAGGACGCCGACCAGAACUACGACUAUGCCAGCAACAGCGUCGUCCUGCAUCUGGACUCCGGAGACGAGAUUUAUGUCAAACUGGACGGCGGCAAAGCGCAUGGAGGAAACAACAACAAAUACAGCACAUUUUCAGGCUUCCUUUUGUACCCGGACUGAUUUGGAUAAUCGCAGCACUCUAUCCUAUAACUUUCAUGACAGAAAUAAGUUCCGUUCGAUCUAAUCAACAAUGUUGAUCAGUCGGACAAGAGGAAGAUGACCCCGUGCAACAAAGUACUGAAGUCUCAUAUUCAGACUUAAAAUGUAUCUAUUCUCUCAGACUAUAUACGUAAUAAUUAUAAUUUCACUUAUUUUCACAAGUCUUUCACAUGCUUUGCGGAUGAAUUUUAGCAGAAAUCCGCAGAUAUCUCCGGAUGGCAUGUUAAAGGACUUUCUGAAAUGGAUUGUUCUGCUUUGUAAGUGAAAUUGUUAUGAUAAAUUAAAUAAGUAAUAAUAAAUAUAAUAAGAGAGAUUGCUACAGAUGUACAACAAUUACAAGGCGGGGUUUGUCUAUAUUUGCAGUCCAGGUGUUAUAGCGUUUUUUCUCUGUGCAUUUUGUGGAGUGAUGGUUAUUCAUUGACCUGAAGAGGGAUCCCCCUCCCCAUACAGAGGAGAUUGCUGUGUGACAUGAUGCAAAUUAUGCUUGAAAGUGUGUUUCACAAAGAUAGUCCAUACAUGUGUACUGUAUGCACUUCAACGAACCUAUAUAAGCUGUACCCUAAAUUUAACUGUCCAUACAGUGUUGCAGAAAUGUUUCCUAUAUGUCUGUAUUCCAGUAUACACAUUGGUCAAUAAUUUCAAUAAAUUAUUAUGUUUUCUAAGUU
Molecule: messenger RNA, 1645 nt
Organism: Etheostoma cragini (Arkansas darter)
Lineage: Eukaryota; Metazoa; Chordata; Actinopteri; Perciformes; Percidae
Product: complement C1q-like protein 2
Exons: 2
Coding region: 180-941 (253 amino acids)
Molecular function (GO): protein binding
Source: RefSeq, a predicted model, not a curated record